AUGGUCGAAGAUUCUAAAGUCAGGGAUGCGCUAAAAAGCGGUGAAAAAAAAUCGCUACCAGCAUCGCUGGUUCCUCAGGCUCCUGCAGUGCUCACAUCAAAAGACAAAAUUACCCAGAGGAUGAUAGUUGUGCUUUCAAUGGCAUCUCUGGAGACCCACAAGAUCUCCUCGUCUGGUCCAGGGGGCGACAAAUACGUGCUUUUGAACUGUGACGAUCACCAGGGUCUGCUGAAAAAAAUGGGCAGGGACAUCAGUGAAGCCAGACCAGAUAUCACACAUCAGUGUCUUCUGACACUUUUGGAUUCGCCUAUUAACAAGGCAGGUAAGCUACAAGUGUACAUCCAGACCAGUCGUGGCGUUUUAAUCGAGGUGAACCCCACGGUACGGAUCCCUAGAACUUUCAAAAGAUUCUCGGGUCUGAUGGUGCAGCUAUUGCACAAACUGUCGAUCAGAUCUGUGAACUCUGAAGAGAAACUGCUCAAAGUCAUCAAAAACCCUAUAACAGACCAUCUACCCACGAAAUGUCGCAAGGUGACACUGUCAUUCGACGCGCCCGUGGUGCGUGCUCAGGAUCACAUCGAAAAGCUGGCCGAUGACGAAAGUAUAUGUAUUUUUGUCGGAGCCAUGGCAAGAGGUAAGGAUAAUUUUGCGGACGAAUUCGUCGACGAGAAGAUCGGUUUAUCCAAUUACCCACUUUCUGCGUCGGUGGCUUGUUCCAAGUUUUGUCACGGCGCUGAGGACGCCUGGGGUAUCAUAUAG
Lachancea lanzarotensis is the source of this 759-nucleotide messenger RNA. RefSeq names its product LALA0S11e01684g1_1 (gene EMG1). Lineage: Eukaryota; Fungi; Ascomycota; Saccharomycetes; Saccharomycetales; Saccharomycetaceae. Gene Ontology annotation, biological process: rRNA base methylation. The record is from RefSeq and is a predicted model, not a curated record. The transcript has a single exon. Gene Ontology annotation, molecular function: rRNA binding; rRNA (pseudouridine) methyltransferase activity. Gene Ontology annotation, cellular component: small-subunit processome; nucleolus. Bases 1 to 759 code for a protein of 252 amino acids.